AUGAGGAAGCUCUUCAGCUGCGAGGGGCGCCCGGGCCGCACGGCGCUGGGCGCCUCCGGGCACGACGAGUACGCGGGUCCCGGGUACCACGUCCGGGACCGCGAGCUGCGGAGGGUCCACAGGGCGGCGGCCCGGGGCGACGCCGCGGAGGUGGAGCGCUGCCUGCGGCGCCGGAGCCGGGACGUGGACGCCCGCGACAGGCAGGGCAGGACUCCUCUGCAUUUGGCCUGUGCACUUGGCCAUGUGGAAGUGGUCACUCUGUUGGUAAGCAGAAAGUGCCAGAUUGACAUCGAUGACAGACUAAACAGGACCCCGUUAAUGAAGGCUGUACAUGGUCAGGAGGAGGCUUGUUCCAUUAUUCUGCUGGAGCAUGGCGCCGAUCCAAACAUUCAAGAUGUCUACGGCAACACUGCUCUUCAUUAUGCUGUAUAUAAUAGCGUGACUUCACUGGCAGAAAAACUGCUCUCCUACCAAGCAAAUAUUGAAGCAAUAAACAAGGAGGGAAACACGCCGCUUUUAUUUGCUAUAACUUGCAAGAGGCAGCAAAUGGUGACGUUUUUAGUGAACAACCAGGCAAAUGUCCACACUGUUGACAAUUUCAGAAGAACAGCCCUCAUGCUUGCCGUGCAUCAUAACUUGCCAAGUAUUGUCAACCUUCUCCUUGAAGAAAAUGUUAGUGUCUUUUCUCAGGAUAUGUUUGGACAAACGGCAGAAGAUUAUGCUGUUUGUUGUGAUUUGGUAAGGAUUCAACAACAAAUUUUGGAACAUAAAAACAAGAAAUUAAAAAAUCUUCAAGAUGACAAUCGAGAAACAGCAGCUACAAAGCCUACACAUUUCAAAAAAAUGAAGAAGCGAAGUAUAUUAGAACAUGACUUAAAAGUGGCUUCAGAGGAAACAGAAGAAAGGCUCAAGAGAAGUCAGAAUAUACAGCCACAGGAUUUUCAAAGUCAUGGAAGAAAGAAGGAUGUCAUGUAUGAAAAUUGCAUGUUGAAGAGAGAUACUGCCGUACUCAGACGGAAAUUACACACAAUAAAAAAUGCCAGUCUCAGAAAGGAAAAGGAACAUAUUCAGGAAAUUAAAAGAAUUAAAGAAAUAAAUGCUAACUUUCGAAAGAGUGUAAGACUCAAUGAGGAAAUGAUAACAAAAACAAUAUCACAGUAUUGUCAACGGCUUCAUGAACUCAAAGCUAAGAAUACAAGGCUGAAUUCAGAACUGGAAAAGGAGAAACACAGCAAGGACAGAUUGGAAACUGAAAUCGAAUCCCUCCAUUCCAUCCUGUCUGCUGCUGUGAAUGAGCACAAUGAAAGGGCAAAAACAAAAUUCCUACAAGUUGCUUUACAGAGAGCACAAGAUGUUUCUGUACAAGAAAUAAUGACUUCUAAUAUUUCUCAACUAAAAGAUAAGAAUGAGCUGCUUACGGGACAACUUUCUAAAGGUCGGAUGAAGUUCAGUACCUUAAAAGAGAAGCUCCAGGAGACAAGAGAUGCUCUCAGGGAAAAGACGUUGGCUUUAGAGAGUGCACAGAGGGACCUAAGGCAAAAGCAGCAUCGAAUAAAGGAAAUGGAACAGAUGCAUCUAAAUGAGGAAGCUAAAGAGAGUCAGUUCAUUGGAAAGCAGAACAGUGCGGAGGAGAGAAUACGUCAACUAGAACGUGAAAAUCUCUUGCUUGAACAACUACUACUAGAGGCUGCUUGUAAGAAAGGCAAUAAUGAAAACAUAGUAAUUAAUAUCCAAGGAGGCUGUCUUGAGAGUGAAAAGGAAGAUCUUCUUCUAGAAGAGAAAAAUAAAGAAUUAACAAAUGAAUAUAAUUAUUUAAAAGAAAAACUGUUUCAGUAUGAAAAAGAAGCAGCAGAAAUAAAAGUGAUUGUGAGACAACUUCAAGAAGAACUGGCUGGUAGCCUUAAAAAAGUAUCUAUGCCAGAGUCUCCACUGGAAGGCACAUCACGUUGUCACAUUAAUUUGGAUGAGACAUGGGCUUCAAAGAAAAAAUUAUUUGAAGUAGGAAAUCAGUCUGAAGAAAAGGAAGAAUUAAGAAAACUUUUUGAGUUAAUAUCAUCACAGGAGUAUAAUAUGGAUCAAAUAAGAAAGAAAAAUAAUGAAUUAGAAGAAGAGACAACUGGAUAUAAGAAACUCCUAGAAAUGACAAUAAGUGUGUUAAAUGUAUUUGGAAAUGAAGAUUUCAGUUUCCAUGGAGACUUAGAAACAGAUCAGCUGAAAAUGGAUAUUCUGAUUAAGAAGAUAAAACAGAAGCUUGAUGAUCUUAUAGCAGAAAAGGAAGCUGUAUCUUCAAAAUGUAUCAAUUUGGAUAAAGAAAAUAAAGUUAUUCAACAGGAGUUAUUAUCUAUGAAGAAAGUACAAGAGAAACGUGAAAAACUUGAGGAUAAAAAGAUGUUGGAAGAAGAACUAUUAAAUCUUAAGACACAUAUGGAUACAAAUAUGGUAGAAGUUGGUGAAGUACGAGAAUAUAAAUUGGAGGUGGAAGAAAAGGCAAUGCAGGCAAUAAAAAACUUAGAAGAAACCCAUUUACAGAAACAAGCAGAUUAUGAAAAACAAUUAGAGCAGCUAAACAAGGAGCAUACAGCUUCACAAAAUGAGAUGGAACUCAAGAUUAAAGAUGUGAAAUGUAAACUCUCCGAAAUGAAAACUGCUUAUGAAGAGGUUACAAACGAAUUAGAAGAAUAUAAGGAAGCCUUUGCAGUAACAUUAAAAGCUAACAAUUCCAUGUCAAAAAAAAUACAUGAGAUGGAAGAAGAAAAUGGCAGCACCAAGCUCCUUAUGGAGAAGGUGAGGAUGAAAUCUUGUCUCAGCAUUCUUCCUAUGAGGCCAGACCCAAAGUCACCUCAUGUUAAAAAUCUGAGUAGUAUAGAAUGCAACAGAAAAUAUAUUCCUGAAACAUCCUGGAAAAAUUCCUACUUCAGACCCCCAGACUUCAAAUAA
Messenger RNA from Saimiri boliviensis boliviensis (Bolivian squirrel monkey), 2937 nucleotides. The record is from RefSeq and is a predicted model, not a curated record. NCBI's taxonomy places the organism in Eukaryota, Metazoa, Chordata, Mammalia, Primates, Cebidae.